This is a messenger RNA of Triticum dicoccoides, 1747 nucleotides long. RefSeq names its product putative GPI-anchor transamidase. Gene Ontology annotation, molecular function: GPI-anchor transamidase activity. The transcript has 10 exons. NCBI's taxonomy places the organism in Eukaryota, Viridiplantae, Streptophyta, Magnoliopsida, Poales, Poaceae. Bases 228 to 1445 code for a protein of 405 amino acids. Gene Ontology annotation, cellular component: GPI-anchor transamidase complex. The record is from RefSeq and is a predicted model, not a curated record. Gene Ontology annotation, biological process: proteolysis; attachment of GPI anchor to protein.
CAAAGUCAGGGAACUGUGGCCGGGUGACUUUGCUUCACCACGUUAGCGGAUCUGCCGCCGCCGCCUCCUCCAUGGAUCCCGGCAUCGGGUAGCCUGCGUCGCGUCGCCGCCGGUAGCAUCGUCCCGCCCCUCGACAUCCACGACACCGCCGCCACCUCUGCUCCGCCCCACCUCCGUCCGUCAGCUCAGGGCAGCUCCUGAUCCCGCGCGCUGCUCCGGCGGCGAGCAUGGCGUUCGCCGGACGGGACCCCGGGCCCUCACGGCCCGCUCUCCUCAUCCUCCUCAACACGCUACCGCUGCUCGUGCUCCUCACCUUCUCCUCCGCCGCGCCCCCGGCGGCGUCGUCUCCCGCGGCUGUGCACAACAACAACUGGGCCGUGCUCGUCUGCACAUCCCGCUUCUGGUUUAAUUAUAGACAUAUGGCCAACACGCUGUCUUUGUACAGGACUGUUAAGAGAUUAGGAAUACCUGACGAGCGGAUAAUACUUAUGUUGGCGGAUGAUAUGGCUUGUAAUCCUCGUAACAAUUAUCCUGCCCAAGUGUUCAACAAUGAGAACCACCAGCUUAAUCUUUAUGGUGACAAUGUUGAGGUUGAUUACCGAGGUUACGAGGUUACAGUUGAAAACUUUUUGCGAGUUUUGACUGGAAGACAUGAGAGUGCUGUACCAAGAUCAAAGCGUCUCUUAAGUGAUGAAGGAAGCCAUAUUCUUUUGUACAUGACUGGGCAUGGUGGGGAUGAAUUUCUAAAGUUCCAAGAUAAUGAAGAACUUCAGAGCCAUGAUUUAGCAGAUGCAGUAAAGCAAAUGAAGGAGAAACAUAGAUUUAAAGAGUUGUUGAUUAUGGUAGAUACCUGCCAGGCUGCUACUCUGUUUUCACAGCUUCAAUCACCUGGCGUUUUGGCCAUUGGUAGCAGCAUGAAAGGGGAAAACUCUUACUCUCACCAUCUUGACUCAGACAUUGGUGUUUCUGUUGUGGAUAGGUUUACCUUCCAUACACUUGCUUUCUUUGAGAAGCUGAAUAUGUAUAGCAAUGCUUCAUUGAACAGUCUUUUCAAUUCAUAUGAUCCUUCCAUGCUGCUGUCUACUGCAUAUUAUCGAAUGGAUCUUUACAAGCGUGCCUUAAACGAGGUCCCAGUGACAAAUUUCUUUGGAUCAGUGAUGAAGACUAUCCACACCGAUUCAGCCUACACAGGCUUCUUAGCUGCACAUAACGCAGAAACCCCCCUUCCUAUCGGAAAUGAUAUACUUGACGAUGUCAUGUUACAGAAUGAGGCUAGUGCAAGAAGAUCAAACAUAGAAGAGACGGAAGAAGCACAAUUAAGGUCGCAUGGAUGGACAGAGGCCCUGCUAGAACAGCUGGAAGGCAAGAAUUCAGAUGUUGUUGUGAUGUAUGGCCUGGGAACUAUGGGCAUACUGUUGGCAAUUUCAACCUGGCUAUCAAUGUAGGAAGGAACUCCGAAGUAUGCUGUUAACACAUCUUGCAGAAAAACUUGGCCAUUCUAACUCCGACAGAAUGGGAUAAAAAAGAGUGUAAAUAAGGGAGAUACUUUGGAGCUCUGACAUUUUUUAUUUUGUACCUUAUCUUAGUAUCCAGUCAGUUUUUUUUAAUAUAAUUGAUGUGCGUAGUUUUUGUAUGGUAUGCUCUGCUUUUUUUUGGAUACGUAGGAAACUAUAUUGGUGGACAUAUUUGUGCAUCUGUUGUUACAGUUCUCUGGAUCACAUAUCACAUAUGUCAGAUUAUUUCGUCA